Molecule: messenger RNA, 11993 nt
Organism: Cinara cedri
Lineage: Eukaryota; Metazoa; Arthropoda; Insecta; Hemiptera; Aphididae
Source: the annotation of a GenBank genome assembly
AUUAUCGAAAGUAGUGUUUUAGUUGUCCGCGGAUACGCCGUCCGAAACCGCAUCAUUUAUCACAUCGCACCUAUAUAUGUUAUACCAAUAAACGCAAUGAUGAUGAUGGACUUCAACCGGACCGUAUCGAAACCUUUACCGGAACUGGGGUAGGCACCGCGGAAAAUAUCGUACAUUUCUUUUGUGGAAAAGGCCAGAUCCGUCUGUCUGUAACGCUUUUUUUCUUGUACUUAGAACGUUAAUUGCCGCAUUUAGAUCGAAAUUGGCGUAAAUAUACAAAUAAAAAAAUUUAAAGAGAAGAAUAUUUUGUCAAGGACCGUACGUAGAUUUUGUCUAAAAAAUUGUCAUACAAAAAGUUACAGCCAUGUUGGUUUUCGCGUUUUUUUUUUAAACAGCCUAAAUUUGAUGAACUUUUUUAUUUGUGAUUAAACACUCUAAUUUCAAUCUAAACGCCACAAUUUAUGUUUUAAGUUACGCGUAAUGUUGUUAUGUUGUACAGUUAGUGAGAGGCGUACAACACAUAAUGACAGCCUCUUAACCAAAAUAAUUGUAGAUGUACCUAUUUACCCACGUCCCACAUAUUUAUAAUUUAUUCUUUGUAAUAGUUACGAUUGCAAUGUAAAUGUGUGUCGUGGUGCACCCAGUUUCCUAAAUUGUAAGUACACAUCAACCGUGUUGUAUUUGCCGUAGUAGUCAACUUUAUCAGAAGAGUGCGUUUGCCGUACAAUAAAUAUUAUUGUCAGUUGUUCUUUAAUCAUUAAUUAAUUUAGUUAUUUAUUAAUAAAGGGCAUAGCCCAACAGUACAGCACAUAGAAAUAAUGAUACAUGAUAUUUAUAUUUCAGUCCGAGCGGUGCGCUGUUUACGAGUGUGUACGACCGUACAUAAUAUUCGUAUCGAUGAUUGUUUCAAUAAUAAUGUUUACAACAACGAAAUAAAACGUCCGUUAAAACGUUUGAUUAAAAUUCGUAUGUAAAAACGUGUUCGCCAUAAAGAUUUGUAGCGUUGUUGGGUUUAUAACUAGACAUUUUAAACAUUUCAAUGACCGCUAAAACCCGUCAUAUAUAUCACGGGCCUACGAUUAGUUAUGGUACGAUGCUGUACACGUACGAAAGAUAUCAUUAUUAUAUCGGUUAUAAUAAUAUAAUUCCCAUAAGAUUUCGCAUUGGCGUCAUAAUGGGGUAGCGAGAGGUAGCAACUGUUAUCUCGCCGUUUUUACCAGAGUCGCAAAUUAAUAGCUGCGCUACCCAACUUGCUUCACUAGACCACAACUGACUGGGAUAUCGAAUAUUUUGUUAUAAACCCAGUUAGGUGACCCGUUUUCAAUUCGUAAAUUAUUGUUUUGAUUUUAGAUUUUCGGUAGAGGCGUAGUGGUGGUUUUAUCUACGAUGUGUUUCUUUUGUGUGUGCGUGUCUGUUAACAAAUUCGCAACUGUAAAUCUUGCUCCUAGUAAAAUAUCAAUAGAAAUUUUCUUGUAGCAUUUUAGAUGCAGGUAAUUGGUACAUUGGCAAUGUUUUAAUGCGGGAAAUUCACGCAAUAACGGUUUCUGAAGACAUUUUCGAUUUUGUGUUUUUAGAUUCCGAGCGUAGCGAUGAUCGCUAUGGGUUUUACAAUGCUGUUUAUUUCUUUAUUAUUUGUUUUAGUCUGUGGACACGUUUUUCCUAGAAAAUUUGCUUCGAUUUUUACGUGUAGCACAUUUUCUGAAAACUGAAGUUGUCUUAAUUGUACUUUAAACAGGUCAUUUUUUUUAUUUCGACGUCAUUUUUUAAAUAAAAGCAUUUAAGUAGGAAAAAACAUAGGAAAAUGUACAAGUUCACGAUUUCAUUAUUUUAUAAAAACACGGACGAUGUUUUCUACCAGAAAAAAUGAUUUAAUCGAAAAAUCACAAGACAUGUUUUUUGUUGUCUUUUUGAUUUAAUUAAUAUCAUCGUCAAACCUUUUGAACCACUUUUGAGCCUUUAAGAAAUUGUAAUUUUUGGGAUUUUUUUUGCUGUAACUCAAUGGUUAUAAAUUUACAUAGAGAUUUGAAAUUUGGUAAUAAUAAUUAUAUUGGAUUUACCUACACUUGGUAAAAUUUUCAAAACCAUCAGACUUUUUUUUUUUAAAUUAUUAUUUUUUUAAUUUUUGAAAUCAAAUUUAAAAGAAAAUCACAAAAAAUUACGGCACUUCAAAUUAUGUAUUACCGAACUGCGCUCGGAAUCGUUUUUUCGUCAAGCAAUAGUUUAUCGUUGCUUACAGAUAUAAAUUAAAUAACCUUAUGUAUCUUACCUCACUAACUUCUCACCUAUAACAGUGGCCGCUCUCAUCCCCAGUAUCAGCUCUUUUUUUUUUAUACUGUAGACCACUUUUAUCUUGGAUAACUUGCUCCGGUGUACGGGUGGAUCUAGAAAUUUUUAAUGGGGAGAGGGCUUAUUUGUAUUUAUAGAAAGGCAAAUUAUAUAAUUUUAGUAAAUACAUUUGUAUAUUAGUUAGUUAUAAUAUGUUUGAAAAUGAUAAAAUAUGAAAAAUUAAUAAGUUCAUUUAUCUUUUGACCAAUCUUCAAUUUCCAUUAGCCUUUGCUUUUUUCGAGAAAAUCUGUUUAUGAUUUCAUCGAUGUCAAUAGGUAUUGUCAUAGAAAUAGAUUACACGCAAGUUUCGAUAUCGCCGACACUGAACUGACUGGCUAACCGGCUCGCUAUGAGCCAUAUAAAGAUGACAGUGGUUCUAGAAAGUUCGAUAACAUUCCAGAUUAAAUACCGGGCAUCAAUAUCGAACAGUCGUUGUUCGAACAUAAUUAUACUUACAUUUUAAAUGUUUACCUAGAUGUAAAGAAAUACCUAUUAAGUAUUUAAUAGAAAUUUACAUAAUAUAAAACACGUCCGUUCUUAUUUUAAAUAUUAUUAAAUCGAUAUAUUUUAAAAGACCCUUGUAAUUAUUAAUCUUAUUAAGUCGAUUCUACGAAACAAUCAGUUGAAAUAUUAUAAACGUAGUUUUUGUUUUUUACCACAGAAUAUUACAAUUUUAACUGCGAUUUGUUGGUAAUUCAUAAGUGAUGAACUACAUAGUUAUUUAAUAAGACAUUUCAGUAUUUUUGGUACCGUUAAAGGUACUAGACUAGUGAACCUAAAUCGCCGAGUGUUAUAACAUUAUUAUAAAUGGUAAAAUUACUGCAGUUAUAAUAUUCAUUAUUGUGUACACUUUCCACUUUUUUUGGUUAUGUGAAAAAGAUAAAAAACAUUAUAUAUUUGUACACUUUUUACCUUUUUGCGAAGGAUUGAAACAUGCAACCCGAUUACGCAAAAGAAAAUAAUCACAAUUUUCCUUAAAUAAUAAUUAUAAAUACAUAGGUAAUUAUUUUUAAAUUGAUCGUUUUUAAUUAGGUAUCUCGUAUGAAAACAAUUGACACCGGUCUGACGUUUAAUGCGAUGUAUUACCUACUGCAUCGGUGUUGGUGAAUUGCGGCCCAUUUCUAAAUCAAGUACGACUAGCGAUCCGGGUUUAUGAGACGGACAUAUGAAUUGCGACCCCAUAAUACGAGUAGUUCAUCAUUUCAUAAUAUCAACCUAUUAAAAUAUUAGGAUUGCCCAAGAGACUGUACCAUCGGGAACUAUCAGUUGGCUGAGUCGUCUUCUAUAUCUUCUAGUCUCUUUCUUUUUAGUCAAUGACUCAAAAUUUGCGUGUUUGAACCUUGAGGACUUUUUUUAUUGUUUUAUUACGUUUGUGAUCAGUGUUACUUUCAACUAUAAUAUUUGCAGGAGAAAAUUUUAAAAAGCACUUUGAAUUUUUUACAUAGCAAGGCCACCCUUUACCGUUGUACAUGUCAUCUUUAAGUGAUUUAUGGAAACGGAAUUUGUAGUUUUCGUGGAUAGUGGUUCGAAUAAGAAUAAGUGGUUCGAUUUUUCAUAAUAAACAAAUUCCAUGAUAAUUGAUUGUACAAGAAACUAUAACGGACUAACAGAGUAAUAUUUUAUGUCUGAACUAUCAACGUUUAUUGUCCGUCGUUAUAUUUUAGAUUGUAUUUGUAUUUUUAAAUUGUAGUUAAUAAAUAUUUAUGACAUAACUUAAAAUAUAAAAAUAAAGUGAAAAAGAUACCUUACUUACUUACAGCCAUAAGGUUUACCGGGCCAAAAUUCAUAUAGAACAAGCCGGGCCGUAAUUCACACUUAGUUUACAGCAGCCGAGCAGUUGUAAUUUUGGUUAUGUUGGCACUUCAUAUACCAGUGGUUGAUUUUCGACAUUUUUCUGGGGUCCUGAAAAAUCAAAUGUAUUUGAAAGGUACCUUUUAUUUUUAUUUUCAUUUCUACUCAACUAUAAGUUUGAGAACCAUUUGAUAGUUAGCCAAGUUAGUCAGGGACCACAGCGAAGGGACGUCAUUGACUCCAUAAAAUUGUUUUUUUUUUUUUUAUUUAUAUUUUUAUUAUUAAAUUCAUCAUUACACUUUAAUAGAUAAAUUUGUGUUACGAAGUUGAUCGAAAAUGUCCAACAGUUCUUUGAAUCACAUUCGCAAAAUAAUAUAUUCUUAAACAAUUUUAGAAUAAUUGAUGAACUCUUUUUAUGAAAUAUUUAAUUUUUUUAGAAACUAUUUAUUUGAAUAUUCUUCGAGUGCUUUUUUAGUGUUAAACAUUUUUUUUUAUAAUAUCAAACAGUUUAUCCCGAAUCUCGAUAUCAUCGAUAGUACUAGUAAUAGAUUUAUCAUUACUAUAACUAGAAGAUUUACACAAUAAUAUAUAUAGUAUUUUUACCUAUAUUUUUGAACUACGAUUUGACGGAAAAUAAAAUCGAACCUUUUUUUCAUUUUGGAUCAUGGACGCCCACAAUGGCAUAAGCGUCACGUUAUAGCAUUCAGAGAAAUGGCACAUCAUACUUAUUAUACCACGACAGUAACACAAUGAGAAAGAUUUGUUAUAUAUAUAUAUAGAUUGAUUAUUUUUUUAAUGACGGUACAUCGCACGUUGGACCGGUUACAUCAAACAAUUAUUCAAAGAAUAAAUUUAAGUAGGAAAAAGACAAAUUAUUACAUUAUUUUUCGUCGAGUCAACAAUAUAAGUAAUAAUAAAAACCUACGCUGGUAAUUGAGAAGUAAAUUGUAAAUUCCUGUUUUUUUUUUUUUUUUUUUUUUAAUGAAAAUGAUGUAUAUUUUUCAGAAAACAACACUUUUCAAACCAAAAGUAAAACUUUUUCUUUUAUUAUAUGAUGAAAAGGUAAAAAGUGUGCAAUCGUAUUGCGUCGAAAAUGUCUUCCUCUACUAUGGUACCUACGUUUGUACAUCUCUCUAAAUUAUCUACAUAAGUACACGAUAAAUUUCGGUUUUUGUCACGCCGUUCAAACUUAAAAAAAUAUUUAACUAAUCAAUAAUUUAUCACAAUUUUGGAUUGCUUUAUUUAUUUAUUCUAACAGUUUAUUGGAAAACGAACCGGGAGAAACCGGUCGCCAACUGUUGGGAUGGAACCUUGCCGCCGAAGAUCUUGUUCACAUUCCGGAUCACUGGUUGAACUAUCAAGAGCCGAGUUCGCUUUCCCAUUAUUACUUGGCGUUUAUGUAUAGUAUUUUUACAAUUUUCGCGUUGGUUGGAAACGGCUUGGUCAUAUGGAUAUUUUGUGUGUAAGUAUAUCUAUUACCUAUAAUUUGUAUUUAAAAUUUCGUCAUCCUAUUUAAAUUAAAUAUGAUAAAACAAGAUCAAAUUGUUAGACCAAACAUAAAUAUUUGAAAAUUUAACAAGAGGUUCAUUGAAGUUGUACAAAGUGCUAAAAAAAAAAAAAUGGUACCGUGUAAUUAAGUUUUUUUUUUUUUAUAUGAAUUUUAGUAUCAAAUUUGACGAAAAUCGUUUUUGUAAAAAAUUAUGUGGAACAAAUCUAGAUACUGUUCCAUACAAAUUUUUUCAAUAGAUACAUUAUAGGCUAUUAUUAUGUAAGCCCAAAAUGACCAAAAUCUAACAAACUAUAGGUAGGUACUAUUUUCGUCCAGUUAAAACAAUGUUGUGUUAGUUAUUCACUUGUAAUAGAAAUUUAUACAUUUAAUUAUAUUAAAGUUAUUAAAUCUGAUCGAUAAAAAAAAUAAAUAAAAUAUGAAAUUAAAAAACAUUAACUUGUAUUUUGUUUGCAAUACAUUCAAAAACGAAUUUGAAAACACUGAAAAUAAGUAAACUCAAUCAUUAUUUAUUUUCAGACCUCAAUAGUCUCUAAAAUGGAUAUUUGUAAAAGUAAACUGUACAAAGUCAAGUUUUAAACUAGAUUUAAGUUAAUUUUAUUUAACGAUAAAAAUAAUCAAGUAAAAAUGCCAAGUAGAAAGUUUAAAAAAUAAAUUUGAAUAUUCAAUUAUGGCUGAACCACAGUUUAGCGCAUAUUUGGACCAACUCAAAAUAUGCACACAUGUAAUUAUGAAAUAAAAACGAAUAUCAAAAUAAAGAAUUGUUCGGAGAAGAGGCUAUAAUAUUCAGAUACUUAAAGGAAAAAUAAUGAGCUGAUUAGGAUAAUCUUUCCUAUUUAUUGAAAUCGAUUUAUUGUUCGUUUUUAUCUAAAGUUAAAUAAUAAGGUAUAUACAGAGUGAUCAAUCUUCAAAAAGACAAAAAUUAUUUCAGAAAAUAUAAACUUUUCGGAAUUUUUUUUUGCCCAACAUUACCGUUAUUUAUUGUUACUCUUAUUUUCGGGAGUGAAACCACAGUAUACUUUUGAUUUUAAAAAAGCAACCUAUGCAAUAAAAAUUCCAUAAAAAAUGAAGUAUUAAAACAUCAUCCGUUUAAAGAAUUUUAAUGUAAUGUUGCUAUUUGAAAAUCAAAAACGGUUAGUGGUUUCAGGCCUGUCGUAAGAUAUUUUAAACCAUAAAGCGAAAAUUAUAUUGCUGUACUUUUUGACGAUUAUUAAUUUCAUUUUGCCGCUUCAAUUUCUUUAAAGUUGUAUGCCACCCUAAAAUAACGCAUGAUUUGCUUGUAUCCUAGCGACGUGCCUGAGCGGUUUCACACCCAACAAUAAGGGGUGACAAAAAAGAAAAGUAAUGUGAUUUGUUUUGUAAGUUGUCUCCCUCCCAAAAAAACGAAAUUAUGAGUCUCCGAGAAUUGAUCCCAUUGAAUGUAUUAUUUUAAUAUGAUAACUUUUUUCUCGUGAUAAUAAACGUUAUUUUCUAAAUUAAAUGAUACAAAUUCUUAUGUUUUAUUUCAGAGCAAAACCAUUGCGAACGCCGUCCAACAUAUUCGUAAUCAAUUUGGCGCUUUGCGAUUUUUGUAUGAUGGCCAAAGCGCCAAUUUUCAUUUACAAUUCGAUCCAGCGUGGAUAUCAGGGUCAUUUAAACUGCCAGAUUUUUGCUAUGGCCGGAUCCAUCAGUGGAAUCGGAGCGAGUGCAACGAAUGCAGCAAUUGCAUACGACAGAUUCAGGUAUAAAAUAUUGAUCGAUUUGAUUUGUUUCCCCACCUAUAAUAAUUAUACUUUAUAUCUACACCCAUACUUUUGAUUUUCAUUCGCAAAAAGGCCUGAUCGUCUCGUCAAACCGCUCAAAUUCGUCAUCUUAUAUGCAAUGCUCUGUUAUAAAGUAUAUCCGUAGGUACUUUAUAUUACAACACGUUUUUGAAUUGUUCAGGAAAAUGUUCAAUAUUUUUGUGGGAUUGUAAAAACGACCGAUUAGUUUCCACUCUAUUGUGUUUGUAAUAGUACCAACAACUAUACUUUAUCAUUAUAAAUAGUUGUUAUUGAAUUUUUCCUGUUCGACACUGUCAUAUUUGCGAAAAGCCAGCAAAAUACAAGACGGGUUUUAAUCCUGAGCCUCACAAAGAAUGAUUUUUAAAUAAUAUCAAAGAUUAUUAUUGUAUUCAAUUUACAAAAAAAAAAAAUUAUAUUUCAUCGCUAUAUUGAAGUCAACGGGUGCCGUGUUCUGCCUAACAGUCAUUAACACCCGGUUUUCGCAUCUUAUUUUUGAAUUUAAUUGUUCGUAUAAUAAUGUUAAACCUCCAGACACGACAACCAUUUAUUUAAAUAUUAAUUUAUUGAUAUGUAUCAAUAUAAUUAAUAUACCUUUAGAGUAUAUUCUCGUUUAUGUCUACUUAAUAUUUGAUAUUUUAAGUAGUGGAACAAUAUUUAUUAUAAAUCGCAAAAAAAAAAAUUGUCUAUGUAGAAUAUAUUUAACAUGUUUUAUAUACUUACUUGACAUAUUUCAGUACAAUCGCAAAACCAUUUGACGGACGUAUGACAUUCGGUAAAGCCUUCAUUCUAAUCAUAUGCAUUUGGACUUAUGUUUUGCCAUGGUGCUUUUUGCCUCUAACUGAAAAAUGGAAUCGAUUUGUGCCAGGUGAGUUAUCAAUUCGCAAUAGAUAGAACUAUAAUUUAGAUUCUGAGCGGAGCGAAGAAUGUAUUGAUUUUACAAUGAUGUUUAUUUUUUUUCUGUGAACAAUUUUCUACCAGUAAUUUUAUCCGAUAUUUAAGUAUAACACUUUUUCUGAAAGGAAAGCUGACUGGGGUGGUACUAUAAGGAAGUAAUUGUUUGAUUUUCCCAGGGGUUUUCAUAAUAUACGGGAAAAUGUACAAAAUGUAUUAUUUUUAAAUCGCAAAUAUUAUGGCCUUUCAAAACAUAUAUAACCGAAAUCCCCUUACCAUCGUUUUUCGUCAGGAAUGAUUAAUCUUUGCGUGUAGAUAUACAUUGAAUUUCCCCUUUACUUUCUCAAUUUCUCACCUACAGGUUACAGGUUACAAUAACGUCCUAAUCAUCGUGCAAAGCAUGUCCGUUUCUUUUUUGUUUAAGUAUUUUUAACACCUUAAGCCAUUGAAAAAAUAAAAACUUUAUUUUUUAAUUUAUAUUAUUACUUAUAAGCAACUAUCAGUUAUCAUUUUUUUUUAAACUUAAAUAUGUUUGUACUAUAUGUAUAUAAAAUGUCCUAAUCGCAGCCAUAGAUGUUGACGACUAUAGGGCCGAAUGUUAUAAUAUUGUAGAAGGAGUCAGAAUACGCACGACCACUGUGGCGGUCAUUGGGUGAUAGACAGCUGUCGGAUGGUCUUCUGAACUCCUGGUACCAAUUUCAGAUUUUCAAAAGUUCAUUGAGUUAUUUUAAAGAUUUUACAGUUGCAUUUUUUAUACCAGGAGGUCAGAAGCUGCCAUCGCAGCGGUCGAGCGGGGUUGACUGUUUUUAGGUCGUGAACGGCCGUUACGUGGAUCAAUGGCCACAUAGUUAUGGUAACAUUUCUAUUUUAACUCACAAUGAUUCGAUCACUGUUCCAUCGGGAAUUUUCAUGGUAGUUUGCCGGCCCCUGAUCAGGCUUAUGUGAAACUGAAGACUUUCGUUUUCAAUUUUUUUUAUAAUUCUAUAGAUCCUGAUAUUACUAUAUUUCAAUCACAGAUAUGUAUGAUAAUAUAAUAUAUUAUACAUAUCUGUGGACUGUGAUUCCAAUAUUGUAAUUGCAUAAUCACGUGUUAAUUGUUGACACCACAAGAGUGGGCCAUGUUGCCACAAAAGUUGGUCCCGUACAAUCAUAAAUAGAUUGUGGUUGAUUAAACUAUUAUGGUAUUAUAAUUAGAAUCAUAAACAUUGUAAUUGUAUUUGUGUUGUAAAAAAAUUGAUGAGAACCCUCCAGAUUUCUGCUCUGGAUCCGUGCCUGAUAUACACACUGGAAUAUAGAAAAAUGGAAUGUACCACGUAUAAUAUGUAUAAUAGGAUAAUAAUUGUUCAAAUAAACGACUCGUACGACGAUAAUUAUUUAAUCCUUUAAGGCAUACAUUCAUAUUUUUUUGGAAAAUAUUAAAAUUUAGCACUAAUUUAACAUGAAAAAAAAAAUAGGUGGUUUUACUAUCAUACCUGCACAAUGCCUCAAAAGGUUAAAAAUCGUCCAUCGUAUUUGUUUCAGAGGGUUAUUUGACAAGCUGUACUUUUGACUAUUUAUCACCAACGGACGAAACAAAAGCUUUUGUCGGAAUUAUGUUUGUGAUUUGCUACGUGAUUCCAAUGUCGUUGGUUGUAUAUUUUUACUCACAAAUCGUUACGCAUGUUUUCAAUCACGAAAAAGCACUCCGCGAACAGGUAAUAAUCGCAUAUAAUAUACGGUUUUCGAUCCGGCAAAAUUAACUAAGAAAUCUUUUCAAUACGGGGGCUUGUAAAAUAUUGGAAAAUGUUUUGUUGGAACCGUUUUUUUUCGAAAAAAUAAUAAGUCGGGAAAUAUUUUGUCAGAAAAUAAUUUUUACCAAACAUUCAGUCAUGGAGUGCUUAUCAGCGGCGCCGACACCAGCAGUCAAAGGUGGCGGUCGCCACCCUUCUUUUAAUGGGUGGGUGGCGGUGGAUCCAUGAUUAGUAUCUGAGUGAUAUUUUUUAUUGAAUUGGUAAGUAUGAAAUAUUAAUAUUAAGAGUGUUGUAUGGGAGUUUGUUUUGUAAACGAGGGUAGUGGUCUAUACAACUUUUCAUCUGCCCACCUUCUUAAAACAUGGUUCGGCACCACUGGUAAUUAUGAUGAAAUUAUGUUGAACAGUUCCGACAAAACAUUUUCCGAUGAAUUAUUUUUCCGAAAAAAUUCUUUCUAACAAAUUAUAGCCCUCCCCCAAUACCUAUACAUUGUUAUUUUAUACAUUCAAAAAUGGCAAACCGAAUCGAACGAAUUAAAAAUUUAAAGUAUAAGUCAAUUUCAUUAAAAAAAAAUCACAAAUUAUAUAAAAUUACAAUUAGGAAAAUUUUGAAAUUUAUGGAGUUAUUGAAAAAAAUUACAUAAGAAAAGUAUAAAAGAUAAAUUCAGAAAUUGCCUUAAGCACUUUUUUCUUUGGGACCAAUGACCAAUGAUAUAUAAUUAAUGAUAAUUUAUACAUUUUUCACUCGAUUAUUUAGGCUAAAAAAAUGAACGUCGAAUCAUUGCGGAGUAAUCAAGAUGCAAAUGCUCAAUCAGCCGAAGUUAGGAUUGCUAAAGCUGCUAUCACGAUAUGUUUCUUAUUUAUAGCAGCCUGGACACCGUACGCGGUCGUUGCCAUGAUUGGAGCUUUUGGAGACAAGUGAGCGAUUUUUUUUUAAUCUAUUGUUACUUAUAAAAAUUUACCUUAUUAUUAUACUUACUAAUUAUUACUGUUUUUAUAUUAUUUCAAGAUCGUUGCUGACCCCCGGUGUCACAAUGAUACCGGCAAUAUUUUGCAAAACCGUGGCCUGUUUCGACCCCUAUGUGUAUGCAAUAAGUCAUCCGAGAUACAGGUAAGCUAAUCUCAGGCAAUUAAUUAUAAAUAAUAAUUCGUAUAAUAAUAUAAAUUACUCGGUGUCGUGGUGAUUUGUUUUAUUAUGUUCCAUAACAAUUAUGAGUUCCCUACUUCUCCGAUUUAAAUUUUAAACUGUCAUAAAUUAUUAUAACUUAUAAAUAAACGGUUAGUACAAUAUAAGUAUUAUGCAUAUGAACGUAAAAUAUUUUAUAAUAGUAUUAAAAAGAAUUUAUCUAAACAAAAAAUAAAAUAUUAAAUGGGUAACUAGUCAGAUUUGUUUUAAACAGAUAUUGAUCUUUUAAAAAAAUAUGCAAUAGACUAGUACCUAAGUAGUAGAUAAUAAAAAAUGUAUACUGUUAAAAAAUUGUGUUUAUUAAAAAAUAUUUGGCUUUUUGCUGAAACCGAUUACGAUAAAUUUUAAUUGAUUUUGUAUUUAGAUUGGAACUGUCAAAACGUAUUCCGUGUCUUGGCAUCAACGAAAAACCUCCGGCAACAGUAUCCGAGACCCAAUCUGCGACAACUACCGCUUAAUACAUAAUGUUUUUAAUCUAUAUACCUACGUAUGCAUAUAUGUAUAUUUAUUUAUAUUAUAUUUUAAGCUUCAUUACAAAUUAUUGAUAAUUCAAUAAUAAUAUUUACGUCUAUGGUUUAUCUCAACAAAUAUUUUGUAAAAUAUUAUUACUUAUUAAUCAAUUGAUUAAAUAUGGUUUACUCCAUUAAGAAAAUUAGGUGUUUACUUAAAAAAAAUGUGCACGUAUAACAUUUAAAUUUAUUUAUUUUAGAAUGAAAUUCGUGAAUUUUUUACAAUGGAUUGCAAAAUUAAUUAGGAAAUACUUAUAUGACAUAAUAUUAUAUAAUUUUAAAUUUAGUGGAU